Molecule: messenger RNA, 2080 nt
Organism: Electrophorus electricus (electric eel)
Lineage: Eukaryota; Metazoa; Chordata; Actinopteri; Gymnotiformes; Gymnotidae
Gene: irx5a
Product: iroquois homeobox 5a
Biological process (GO): regulation of transcription by RNA polymerase II; cell development; neuron differentiation
Cellular component (GO): nucleus
Molecular function (GO): DNA-binding transcription factor activity, RNA polymerase II-specific; RNA polymerase II cis-regulatory region sequence-specific DNA binding
Source: RefSeq, a predicted model, not a curated record
UUUUCCUUCGAUGACUACGCCCGAGAGGAGGAGCGUGAGACGCGUAGUGGGCGUCAGAAUCCAACUUAGCAUCCUGGCAGGACACUCUGCGAAGCAAAGCCCCAUCCGAAAGCAAAAAAAACUUCUCCCGCACGGCAUGAGAGACGCAGCAAGUAAAGACAGCGAGGAAGUGCGUCGAAAAUUCGAUCGCAGCUGAAAACUACCCGCUCGGUUUCAACUGACAGCAAGAACUCUGCGAGUCCGAAGUCUAUGCAUUCAUCGCUCGUUUUAAUCCCCACCGCAAUCGCCACGAAGAGGACAGACGCGGGUCUGUUGAUCUGGGACUCUAUGAGCGAGCGCGACGAGUGCGUGAGAGAGUAAGGGCAAAAAGUGCACGAGUGAGAAGCUUAUUCCCGGAGCUUCGCCAUGGCGUACCCGCAGGGUUACUUGUACCAGCCGUCCGCUUCUUUGGCACUCUACUCGUGUCCUGCGUACAGCACGAGCGUCAUCUCGGGACCCCGGACCGAGGAACUUGGGAGGUCUUCGUCGGGCUCCGCGUUCGCGCCCUAUGCCGGAUCUACGGCGUUCACGAGCGCCUCGCCCGGUUACAACUCCCACCUCCCGUACAGCGCGGACGCGGCGGCAGCGGCGACGUUCACUUCGUACGUGGGUUCCCCAUAUGAUCAUACAACGGGCAUGGCUGGCUCUAUAGGGUACCACCCGUACGCUGCUCCCCUGGGCUCGUACCCUUAUGGUGACCCAGCUUACAGAAAGAACGCUACCAGGGACGCCACUGCCACGCUCAAGGCCUGGCUUAACGAGCACCGGAAAAAUCCGUACCCCACCAAAGGCGAAAAGAUCAUGCUGGCCAUUAUCACCAAAAUGACCCUCACGCAAGUGUCCACCUGGUUCGCCAACGCCAGGAGGAGGCUAAAGAAGGAGAACAAGAUGACCUGGACCCCGCGGAACCGGAGCGAGGACGAAGAGGAGGACGAGAACAUUGACCUGGAGAAGAAUGACGACGAGGAGCCGAGCAAACCCGCGGACAAGGGGGACUCGACAGACACGGAGACAGAUCAUAAACUCAUCAACCCAGGAGAAGCACCGUGCGACAGGUUUAAAGAGGAAACUCACACUAAAGACUUGGACCCUCUUCUGACCGACUCGGAAUUAAAAGACACAGAAGUGAGGACGGAUUUGCUCGCGGAAUCCACUAAGCCCACCACGUCUUCGCCGUCCGUCAUGCAAAGAGGGAAUGAACUAAUUGCGCAAGAGAAGCCGUCAGAACUUGUUCACGGCGCGGGCACAGUGAAUAGCAACGUGACGUCUGUUAUUCAUCCUCCGGCGUCUGUCCCCAAGCCUAAACUUUGGUCACUAGCAGAGAUAGCCACGUCCUCGGACAGGUGCAAGGGAGGUCAUGAGGCACCGCAGGCUACGGGGAUAGGUCAAAGCACAGUCAUCGCGAGCAACGCUGCAUCGCCGACCCGGACCUCACCCCAGUGCCCUCUCCCAAACAGCACGGUCCUCUCGCGGCCUAUUUACUACACUUCACCGUUUUACCCUGGCUACACGAACUAUGGCACGUUCGGACACCUUCACAGCAACCACGGCUCCAACACGAGCUCGACGGCACACUUCAAUGGAUUAAGUCAGACUGUGUUAAAUCGAGCCGAGGCACUAGCCAGAGAAAAUAAAAUCCGAAGCCAAACGCAGGUAGAUCUUUGUAAAGACUCACCUUACGAACUAAAGAAAGGUAUGUCAAACAUUUAAUACUGGAUUCAUAUCCAGUCUCGCGGACUAUUAUUUAUUAUUUGUGGUUGCUUAAAAACAAGAAGAAAAAAAGAAGACGAAGAAGAACAAGACGAAAAAAAAAUAAUAAUACCGAUAAAGGAAUUUCUGAGGACAGUUAUUUUCUGAGUAAAUGCUUAUCUUCAAAUCUUAGUUUCUGAAUGGUUAAUCAAGAUGUAACAUCUAAGAAUUGUCUUAAACGCUGCGGCCGCCUGAGUCUAUUUGUAUUAAAGACUAAUAUGUAUAUUUAAUGUAGCAUUUUUGUAUUUAAAAUGGACAAUACAUUAUCUUUGAAGUAAAUUAUGAAAAUACA